CCCCCGCUCGGUCCACUUUAGUCAGGCGCGCGUGGGUUUGUCUGGAAAAUCGAUUUUCUCUUUCUGCCAUUGACGACUCUUUCCCAGUCAGCAGCAUAAGAUGGAGCACACCGCGGCAUGUUCGCUCCUGCUCCUGCUCGCCAUAGGAGUCGCUGUGGCGCAACAGAAAGUCGCCCCGAGUCCGGCAGAACCAGUCACCACUGACAAACAACAGUCUUCUGGGAGCGAUAAGGUAUCAUUCUUCAGAUCCCAAAACCAGAACCUCAAGACCUCAGCCGUCACUGGCUCCACGCCGACUGCCGUGCCUGAGGGCGGCACAGCCAUAUACAGGCAGUAUGCCAAAGACGGCACUGUAUGCACCCUAAUUAGAACUGACGGACUUCUCACCUUUACUUAUGUUGAUAAAAUAAAAGAGAAAACGGAAACUGACGUUUAUCUUCCGAAUGAAGUGACUGUGUCUGGGCAUUGCCAUUUAGAGGACUCAUCCCUGCUCACCAUGAGAUGGAAGUCUUACAUUCUGAAUUGGUUCUUCAUGAAGACACCUGGAGGUGAGAGAUGGUAUUUGGACAGGCUGGAAGUGAAGUUCAACACCUCUGAAAAGAAAUUCGAGCAUUACCCUAAGCCAGGCCGAGCUGUGAGGUUGUCAACUCCGGCCAAGGUAGGACUUUUCCCAACCCCAGUUGGGAAGGCGUACGAGUGCAAUGAGGAAGAGACCAUCCAACUCGAGGGUGGCAAAGAUAUCUCCGCCUCGAUUCUGCUGAGAGAUCUGAAAAUCCAGCCCUUCAUUUUCAAAGGCGAUGAUUUUGGGCCAGAAUUCAUCUGUCAACCUGGUGCAAAAUCAUAUCGAGACGAGCGGGCCCCUUUGGCGGUGGGUACAACCCUGGCAGUGGUGACCCUGCUGACGGUAGCAGGGUAUGGUGUGUACCGCUAUAUUAAAAUCAAGAAGGUUCAGUAUGACAAUGUUGAGUAAAAAAACACCACAAAGAGCUGUGUUUGCAAUUUUCCAUUUUUAAGCCUUUGCAGCAGAGCGGCCAAUUUUAAUUUAAACAAUUUCUUUAACGUCCUUCUGCUGCUUUUGGGUAAGAACGAGGUUGAAUUUCCAAAGAGGAGCUUGCUAAUUAAUAUUUGAUAUGAGUGAGAUUUAUAGAUUGUUAAAUUUAAUUAAAAAGCAAACAGCCAACCACCAUUUAGCAAGUUCCUUGAUUUGAGUGAGAAAUUUAAGUGGUGCACGCAAGAUUUUUUUAACGCGGAUGAUUUUUUCAUAUUAGAAUCAGUGGAAGUGUGCACUAUUUUAUGUAUAUGUCGAUCGUUUCUUUGCUAGAUACAGCUUAGAGAUUUGAGUUGCAUUUUGAAGAGCGAUGAGCAAUACAGUCUAUGCAGAAACGGCGGACUUAAAGAAAAGACGUUCGUGAUUUAAUAAGCGCCAGACUUGUGUACCAAUCAUGUGCGCUUUUGCCGAAAAUAGUGCACUUGAGCGUCUUGAGAAUGCCACAAUGUUGACAAUGUAAUGUAAUUUUUCUGUUGAUCUCUAACAGCAUUUUGAAUUUUUUCAAUCGUCAGAGUGUCGACUCUGUUCAAUUACGAUCCAUAUACAACUAUAGGUACAAUUAAAUAUAAUUACUGUGAAAACAUGAUCGCGGAGCAUCAUAAGAAUGCCGAGCAAAAAAAGUGUAAAUAAUAAAAUGAAAUUCCGUAUUAUAUCACGAGUUAUUGCUAUACUCUUAAAUCAAUCGUCGAUGUAUAAUACAUACACUAUUCCGUGCGAUGUUGCAAAAACUUUUUUAACAAAGUUCCAUCUCUAUCACAUUCCACACCGGCAAAAAUAAAAUUCGCACUUUUCGUCAGCACACUUGCUCUAACUUCGCGCACCAUUUUUCUGGAGAUUAAAAUUCUCUAUUAAAAAUUAUAAAAUCAAUGUACGAAGAAGUCUAACCAAAAGUGAAUUGUGGUGCUUUUACUCCAAAUCGGCGAGUUAUGUGGCGUGCUCUGAAAAAAAGAGGAAAUGGUACGCGGCGACAGAUUAUUCACCGUGCCAGGGAAACAUUUAGGGAAAAUGCUAGUCAACUUAUAUCUCGUGUUGUGUAUUCGCUAGAAAAAAAACGCGUUUUGCGGUUCCAAAAUGCGCAGCUCCGUGUUUGGUUCAACAAAACAGGUGGUUUCAAAGUCUUCCAAAGUAUAGUUACAUUUACGACGUGUUGACAUGCAUAUAAAUAUAUUUAACUGCGUGUAUAUUUACUCUGAUUAUAUAAAUAAACAUUAUCAAUGAAUACGAUUGUUUCCGUAACUUUGCUGCUCCUUCAUACGCACUCCUCGUUAUUGAAUAACGACUUUAUGCAUAUCUGUUGGCAAAAAUAUGCCGUAAUCCUGCAGCACAUAUGUACUUAAUAAAAAAGGAAUGAAAUACAAAUGCUGUUAAAAGAGGAAAAAUUUUUCCAGAUAAAAUACGUUAUGAAAGGAUGCCGUUUUUCAUCUCAGUGUGACUUCAUAAAUGUAUUUCGGCACCAUAUGAUUUGUUUUAAAAUUUCUUUACUGUGAACGUGGCUAAAUUGUAUCCUUCUAAAUCAGAGUUGAAAUUGAUGUAGUGUAAAAACGUUAUGACACGAAUAAAAACCAAAAUAUCGAC
Neocloeon triangulifer is the source of this 2623-nucleotide messenger RNA. RefSeq names its product lysosome-associated membrane glycoprotein 5. Gene Ontology annotation, cellular component: membrane. The record is from RefSeq and is a predicted model, not a curated record. NCBI's taxonomy places the organism in Eukaryota, Metazoa, Arthropoda, Insecta, Ephemeroptera, Baetidae. The coding region runs from base 101 to 970 and encodes 289 amino acids. The transcript is spliced from 8 exons.